Messenger RNA from Symbiodinium natans, 1827 nucleotides. The record is from the annotation of a GenBank genome assembly. Lineage: Eukaryota; Dinophyceae; Suessiales; Symbiodiniaceae.
AUGCCGUCAGUUCAGCGUGAAGCAGCCACAGGCCCUGACGGAGUGCAGGUGUCUACUUCAGAGCAACUCAGCACUCCAGGUUGCUUUUUCCCCGAGCAAACACGAACGCGCAGAAGGGCAGUUUUCCAUCGACUGAGGCUGGUGCGGAAUGGGAUGGCACAGAAGCCGCACUUCGGCGUCUUCCUGACAGACAACGAGGCCCGUGUUGGGUGUUCUUUUGAGCCAUGUAAGCCGUCCAUUCUUGGUGCGCACGCAAAGGCCAUGCUGCUCGCCUUGUUGCAAGUGCUCCUGUUAGAAGACGUGGAGCCUUCAGAGGUUGCCUUCGGCGGCGCCGACUCCCGGCGAAUGCUUGAACCUGUGAGCUGGAGCGAGGUCUACAUGCCAGAGCUCGGCUACUGGAUCGUGCCCAUUCUGGCGGUUCGUGUCGGCGGUGUUGAGCUGGACUUCUGCAAGGAUGGCACUUGCCGGGGAGUGGUCGACACAGGGACCAGCCAUUUGGGUGUUCCUGGUCCUUACGACAAGGAGCUGUCGCAGAUGCUCCAGGUCGAUGCAGGAGACCUCCUCGACUGCCGCCUUGCCAAGAGCCCAACGGUGGAGAUCGAUCUGCCGGGGAAGACCAUUGAGCUGCUUCCAGCAAGCUACAUGCGCCGGCUGCCGCUGCGCGAGGGCGUCUCUGUAAGCUCCGAGAAAGGAGUGACUGUCGACGAUGAAGGGGACAAGAAAAAGAAGAGUUCGAAGGCAAAGACCGCCCUUAGACCUGGCUACCACCUUGUCUACGUCGGGGCAAACAAGAAUAACUCGGCAAGGUGUGUCAGGCCGCCACACGCAGUGCAGUGCGAUCCGGAAGCAGCCAACCGACGCAACGACAUCUACAAUGACAAGUUCCUCGUCUCCGCGAAAGGUGAGGAGAUUUGCGUUGAGCGAGUGGAUCAGCCAGGAGCUUCUUGGGGCUUGGAUCUGGAGUUCCUCUGCCCGAACCCCCAUACCGCCGGCCUUGAGGGGCCAAAGCAGAAAGGGGUGGAGGCGAUCUACCUCGGCCGACAGGAUGGCAGCGAGAGGUGUGUGCAGCCUUUCGCGGAGGUGAAGUGUGAGGACACAGAGCAGUUCCUGGUUCGCCCGAAGAACAGCCAGAUUUGCGUCACCCCGCGCUCGGUGCCCAACGAAAUCGAAGAGGCGGACCUCGUCCUCCGAUGCACAGAGGUGGCCCACACAGCAUUGGAGGGCAUGGAGGAGCUGGUGAUUGGCAGUCACUUCGGCGAGACGACGGAGAAGUGCAUCCAGCCUCAUGUCCCCGUGACUUGCGACGUGGACGCAGCCAACAGGAGAAAGGACCAGUUCCCCGAUCGCUUUGAAGUGUUCGCCAAGAAGGAAACGAUUUGCGUCAAGAGGAUUGAUGGGAACAGCGUUCAGUGGGGUCUGAACCUCAUCAUCCACUGCAAGCCUCUUCUGGCGGAUGCCAAGGACAGCGAAGAUCCGAGGCCAGAGAAGCUUGAGAACGAGGUGAAAGCCGGACAAGAAGAGAAGCCAGAGAAGGACGGAUCAGAGGCUCAAGAAGCGGUCGAGAAGUCCGGGGAGAAGUCCCAGGAGGCAGAGAAGGAGGAUGCCAAGGAGGAUACCAAGGAGGAGUCCAACGAGGAGGCCAAGGAGGAUGCCAAGGAGGAGUCCAAGGAGGAGACCAAGGAGGAUGCCAAGGAGGAGGCUUUCGUGCACACGCUCAGUACGACUUGCUCCCGUGAGGCGGAACUGCAGCCCGUUUUCGCAGCUCACGCUCACGAGCCUGCUUUGUUUGCAGCCGUUGCGUGGGGUGGGGGGGAGGGAGUGGGGUAA